This is a messenger RNA of Trichoplusia ni (cabbage looper), 1066 nucleotides long. RefSeq names its product collagenase-like. The record is from RefSeq and is a predicted model, not a curated record. NCBI's taxonomy places the organism in Eukaryota, Metazoa, Arthropoda, Insecta, Lepidoptera, Noctuidae. Gene Ontology annotation, molecular function: serine-type endopeptidase activity. Gene Ontology annotation, biological process: proteolysis. The transcript is spliced from 6 exons. The coding region runs from base 125 to 1066 and encodes 313 amino acids.
UACUUGCUUCGGUAAGUGUAAGAAGUACCACUUAUACUAUCUUCCACUUCACCAACAACUAAACUUCCUUCAUAUAAAGCACGUACUUUUUCUUCCUUCGCAUUCGUCGUGAUUCCGUGUCAACAUGAAGGUCUUACUGCUGGUUUGCUUGCUGGGUGUGGUGGCGGCUGAGGAGAGGCUGCUGAAGUACCAUGAGCUGGUGGGGAUUCCCGAGGCAGCCAGGAUCAGGCGACAGGAGUCCAUGCGAGUUGUUGGCAGCGUCGGCUCCUAUAACGGCGAACACCCAUUUAUGGCUGGACUGAUCAUCACCCUCAAUUCUAAAGCGACAUCGGUCUGCGGAGGAAGUCUGCUGAACCACUACCGUGUGCUGACUAGUGGCCGAUGCAUGGACGAUGGCUACUACCAAGCCGAGCGUGUUCUGGUUGUAUUAGGUUCAACAAAACUUUUCUCUGGAGGGACUCGAGUGUACGCCAACACCGCGUAUCUUCAUCCUAACUUCAACGCGUCUACCUUCACUGAUGAUAUAGCGAUGUUGUCUGUACCGUACAUUAGUUACAAUAGAUAUAUAAGUCCAAUUCUACUACCGUAUGGAAUAAGCAACACCUUUCAAGGCUACUCUUCCGAAAUCAUAGGUUACGGAACGACAUCUGAUUCGGCUUCGUUAAACACGGGCCAGAGCCUUCGUGACACGUUCGUGCAGGUGGUCUCCAACAGCUUCUGCAGCCAGAUCUACGGGUCCUCCAUCACUAGCGACAUCAUGUGCACCUCUGGUAUGAACGGCAAAGGCGCGUGUUCCGGAGACUACGGUGGCCCCCUGAUCCUGCGCCGUUACUCGGGAACCGGCAACCAAGACUUGCUGGUAAGUAGUCGAGUGUGUUUUGUUUUAAAGUCUUUACAAUGCGCUGAUUUUAAUAGUUAUCAAGGCCAUAUUAUAGAAGCAUUUGACAUUAACCCUAAAGCGCUAAAGACAUAUCGGUGUGAUAUCCUUUACGGCCGCUGCCGGCUGUCAGUCCGGCUACCCAACAGGCCACACCCGAGUCUCUUCAUACACCAACUGGAUAAAUAG